Messenger RNA from Lonchura striata (white-rumped munia), 8801 nucleotides. It is a transcript of the gene MCF2L2, whose product is annotated as MCF.2 cell line derived transforming sequence-like 2. Gene Ontology annotation, molecular function: protein binding; guanyl-nucleotide exchange factor activity. Gene Ontology annotation, cellular component: cytoplasm. NCBI's taxonomy places the organism in Eukaryota, Metazoa, Chordata, Aves, Passeriformes, Estrildidae. The record is from RefSeq and is a predicted model, not a curated record. Gene Ontology annotation, biological process: intracellular signal transduction.
GAGGCAGCAGAGCUGGCUGGGGAGAAGCUGCAAGUUCAUUGAAUGGGAAAGAAGUAGGGGCUGGUGAGUUGACUUCUGUAUAUUUCAGCUUACAGGCAUUCAAUGCAGUCCAGCCAGUUAUUCAGCAUUUUUGUAGUGGCACCAUAGGAGGCUUUUUUCUCCUGGACAUCUUUGUCCCCUCUAGGUCGUUCUCUGAUUUGGAUUAAUUAGCCUUCUGCUUUCCCACUCCACAUCUAGGGAUCUGCUGUGAUCUGAGCAGGUCACAAGCUGAACAGCACUGGAUGUUCUGACACUGUGUAAAGUGCCAACAGGUGUUAGUGACUGAGGCAGAGGAAGGCAAAGGUUCUCAAUCUGUGUGUAAUAUCCUUGCAGGAAACUCAUUCUGUGCUCAGGUCACUGCAGUUGGGCUCUGGGUGGCAGCUCAGCCCUGAUUCAUUGGGUUCUCAUUGUAUUCUUUGCACUGUCACCAGUGUUGGCCUUGUGCCUGUUAUGCAUCUCCUGUGCAGUCCCCUACUGAUCCUAGGGAAAGCUCCUUUUUAAUUCACUGUAUCAGGAUUGAGUGCUCUCUCCACUCAAUUCCUCAAUAACUAGUUUCUUCAUAAGGCUCUCUAACCAGUGAUAUGUGUUAUGGUAAUUAUUAAAAGGGAAAAAAAGUCAGCUUAAAUAUCCAGUCCCUUCCAAAGGGGAUUUCUAAAUGGAUGUUUCAAAUAUCUGAGUUUGGUGUCUAACUAAUGGGUCCAAUUUCUUUGUUUAAAAAAUUAGUUGGGGGGUUGCACAGCUAGCAGAGCAUGUCUGCCAACAAUAUUUCCCUUGUCCUCCAUUUGCUACUCUGUUCAUUUCGAUUAUCAGAUCUUAUGAGCAGGGACUGUGCACAGCAGCAGAGGGCUUUUCUGUACAGUUGCAGCCUCCCAGUGCCACUGCCAGACGUGUGAGUAAUUGGUUGAGCAGCUCUGCAGAGCAGUCUCCUUGCACCGUCCAAGCUGAAAUGCUGAAGUAAAAAAAUUCAUUCUCAGAGAUGAAGAAUCAAAAUCGUAAGCCUGAAAGGAACCAAAAAUUAUGAAGAGAAACCUUUGUGAACAUAUCUGGCAUUCUCAUUAAGAGUCGUUCUGUGAUCUUGCAAUGUGCUUCUGGGAUCUUCUUUCUUCAUUGUUGCUUAUAAGACAGCUUUAAAUUAAUGAUAAGGAAGCCAUUCAGGGCAUGGGCUGUGCUGAGGUUCACAGCUUUCAUUCUGAAUGAGAGAUUAAAGUAAACUGAUAUUGAAGGCAAGGAGGGAGAAACAAACACAGUCAGUAAGCCUAUAAAAGUCUUAGCCAAUUGCAAUGGUGAACAUCCUGCUGGCGAGGAUGACCUUGAAUGAACUAAAUGGGAUAAAGUCACCAGGCUGGACUGACAGCUGAAGAAUCAAGCUGGAUUCUAGCAAACAGAGAGCAGAUUCCUGACAAGAGUCUCCUGAGCUGUGGCAAUGGCUUCUCGGUGUCGGAAAUGUGGACAACAGGUACCCAGGAAUCUGCCUUUCACUGCUGUCCGGAUAACAGAAGGAGAAAUGAAAUCUUACCAUGAUUUUAUAGGAGAAUGCAUUAGACUGGAGCACAUGGCAAAGAAAGAUGAAAUCAUGCAGCAGGAGAUACGGCCGCUGGUGGCAGUGGAUAUAAUAGAGCAGCUGCACAGGCAAUUUGCAAUCUUGUCAGGAGGAAGAGGGAAGGAUGGUGCACCCAUUAUAACCUUUCCAGAAUUUGCAGGAUUCAGUGAGAUACCUGAUGAUGAUUUUCUGAACGUGGUCACUUAUCUAACCAGCAUUCCCAGUCUGGAGGCUGCCAGCAUCGGAUUCAUCAUCAUCAUAGACAGACGACGGGACAAAUGGAGUGCAGUCAAGGCAUCCCUGACACGAAUAGCAGGAGCAUUUCCAGGAAACCUGCAGCUGGUGCUUGUCCUGAGACCCUCCCGCUUUAUCCAAAGGGCAAUCGCUGACAUUGGCAUUAAACUCUAUCGAGAUGACUUUAAAAUGAAGGUACCGAUCAUCAUGCUAAAUUCUGUCUCUGAUCUGCAUGGCUACAUUGACAAGAGCCAGCUGACCCGGGAGCUGGGGGGAACCCUGGAGUACGGCCACAGCCAGUGGAUCCAUCACCGAACAGCCAUUGAAAACUUUGCAAUGACAGUAAAAACAACAGCACAGAUGCUACAGACCUUUGGAACAGACUUAGCAGAGACUGAACUUCCCAACGAUGUGCAGUGCACAGAGGAGCUUCUCUCCUCACACACCGACCACCACAGCAAGCUGAAGGAUGAGCUGAAGCUAGCAGUGAAGCAGGGGGCCACCUUACUGACAUGUAUCCGGGAGCCAGUCACCCGAAGUGCCAACAGCAAACUCAGUCCAGAUGAACUGGAAAAUGUGGCCACAGUGGAAAGGUUGUUGGCUCAGUUGGAUGAAACAGAAAAGGCUUUUGAUCAAUUUUGGACCAAGCAUCAUCUAAAACUAGAACAGUGCCUGCAGCUUCGACACUUUGAACAUGAUUUUAGAGAGGUAAAAUUGACAUUGGAUAACCUCAUGGAAACACAAGCAAGUUUUGCUGACAUUGGAGACAGUGUGACUCGAGUUGAGAACCUCCUAAAGGAACAGAAACAUCUGGAAGAGAAAGGACAGGAACCUUUGGAGAAAGCCCAGUCUCUUGCUCUCCAUGGAGAACAGCUCAUCCAAAACAACCAUUAUGCAGUUGAUUCCAUUAGACCAAAGUGUGUUGAACUCAGGCGAAUUUGUGAUGACUUUACCAAUGAGACCAAGAAAAAGUAUGAUAUUUUGGGAAAAUCUCUUGAGCUGCAUAAGCAAUUAGAUAAGGCAAGCCAAUGGUGCGAAGCUGGAAUCUACCUCUUAGCUUCCCAAGCUGUGGACAAGUGCCAGUCACAAGAGGGAGCUGAAACUGCACUCGUUGAAAUUGAGAAGUUCUUGGUAACAGCUAAGGAACACCAGCUCUCCAACCCGAAGGAGUUCUACAAUCAGUUUGACAUGAUUCUCACCCCUGAAAUAAAGGCCAAUGCCCAAAGAAUUGUACAAAAACUCGAAGAUGUGCAAGAAAUGUUUGACAAGAGACAAGUAAGUCUGAAGAAGCUGGCAGCCAAACAGACCCGGCCAGUACAACCUGUUGCUCCACAUCCUGAAUCUUCGCCAAAGCGAGCAUCACCAAAGAUUACCAGACCAGCAGCAGUAGCUACCAACAGGAGGUCUACAGAAAUUUCCUGCCCUCCAAAGACUGUUUCUGAAGUAGAGUUAUCAAAAAAGAAAAGCAUUAAGAAGACAAAAGGUGGAAUUAAGAUUGAAGUGAUGCAUGAAGCCAGUCAAGGAGGAUCUAGCAGAGUCCUGGUGACCAGUGAAAGUGAUGAGAACUUGUCAACAAGGAGGAGCCACAUAAUCAAUGAGCUGAUAGAAACAGAACGGGUUUAUGUAGAAGAACUUCAAAGUAUAAUAGAGGGGUACGCUUCAGAAAUGGACAACCCCAAUUUAGUACAUCUGAUUCCAUCUGCACUUCAGAACAAGAAGGAAAUUCUUUUUGGGAACCUCCCAGAAAUCUACUAUUUCCACAACAGGAUUUUCCUCAAGGAGAUAGAAAAUUGCAUUGAAAACCCUGAGCUUCUUGCCCGAUGCUUUUUGAAAAGAAAGGAGGACCUCCAAAUAUAUGAAAAGUACUGUCAGAACAAACCGAGGUCUGAAGCUCUCUGGAGACAGUGUGGAGACAGCAUCUUUUUUCAGGAAUGUCAGCGUAAAUUGGAUCAUAAGCUCUCACUUGAUGCUUAUCUCUUAAAGCCAGUUCAGAGAAUCACCAAGUACCAGCUGCUGCUAAAAGAAAUGCUGAAGUGCAGCAAGAAUUCAGAAGGUACUGCUGAAUUGGAAGAAGCCCUGGCCACGGUGCUUGAUAUCAUCAAAUCAGUAAAUGAUUCCAUGCACCAGAUAGCAAUCACAGGAUAUGAGGGGGAUGUCAGUGAGCUUGGCAAGCUGUUGAUGCAGGGUUCCUUCAACGUAUGGACUGACCACAAGAAGGGGCACAACAAGGUGAAGGACUUGGCUAGAUUCAAACCAAUGCAGAGACACCUCUUCCUCUAUACAAAGAUGCUACUUUUCUGCAAGAAACGGGAGGAGAACACUGAUGGGCAUGAGAAGACAGCUUCAUACAGCUUUAAAAAUUCAUUAAAGAUGAGCACUGUGGGCAUUACAGAAAAUGUAAAAGGGGAUAAUAAGAAGUUUGAGAUCUGGUAUAAUGGAAGAGAAGAAGUCUAUAUCAUUCAGGCAUCUUCUGUUGAGCUGAAAAACACCUGGAUUUCAGAGAUCCGCAAAGUCCUGACAGGACAGCUGGAGGCAUGCAGAGAAGCAAGUCAACUGCACCAAAGAAUCACUGAGAGUGUGUAUCAUGCACCAAUGGAUUCCUCCAAUGCAAGCAGGUAUAGCAGGAAGUCAUCAAGUAUAUAUGAAAACAAAUCUGAGACAUCUAAUGUGGAUGCAUCAAACAAUAAAAACAGGAAUUCCAGUCCCAGCGCCAGACAAAAGAGAGUUGAUGCUUCCAGCAGCCUUAACCUUGAGCGCACAGCGCUUGCUAGAAAGCGAUUCACAUUGCAAGGUCUUUCCAACCGCAGAGCUCCACCCAAAGAUCCAGAGUGUAAGGACAGAGAAGUUACCCGUCGCUUUUCCCUAGCCUCCUCCAUCAGCACCACAGUUAAUGCUUCUGCUGUCACCAAAGGUCCCCUUGUUCCUGCAGUUAAAGUCAAGAGACAUGAAAUAAAGAGUGACCCAACUCCCCUGGGGUUUGAAGAUGCUUUUGAGAACACCAUUUUGGCCCAGACUAAAUGUAAUGCUGGUUCCACCACGAGAUCCGUACCUAGAUCUGCUUCACAGACAGGUUGGCCCAGCAGACAAAUGCCUUCUCUAGACACAUUUGAAGAUUUUGAAGCCAUCCCUUCCAGCAUGGAUGAACUCUCCAACUCUUCUGAUUUGGAGGAAGAGACCAACCCUAACAAUGGGAGCAAUCUCUUCCGGGUUGAAGGCAGUUUUGACAGCUGUUUCCCAGAUUCUCUUACUCUCGAGGAUGGAGAUUUAGUGCAGUUUGUGCAGGAAGGAGAGAAUGGUCAAUGGUUAGUGAAGAAACUGGUCUCUGAGAAAAGCGACUGGGUUCCCUCCAGCAUAUUGCAGCCAGCAGAGGGGGACAGUAACAACAUAAUUAAGAGCAGCAAUGCAGACACGUACAAUGACUCCUGCAGCACAGCCUCAGUAGAGUCAGACACGAAGGAAAGUGAAGUGGCCAAAAGCUUCCCAGCAGAACAGAGGGCUGGCAGCUGAACAGCAGGACCAGCCUUCCUCAGGACCCUGUCCACCUGUCUUUAUCUUGGGUGGACACUGGAUCAAAGUUGCCUUUCUCACAAGCUCUGAGGUUCAUAAUUCACUACAAUUUUAUCAACAUGAACAGAUGAGAACUGUGCUGUCCACCUGGCAAGCUGGGAAAAAAAAAAAAAAACAAACUUGAAAGGAGCAUUAAACAUCCAGAAAACAUCAAACAUACCUUCAGUAUUAGAGGAGAAAAAUGCUUCUUGCAUUGAUUAUCAAACUGUUUCAGAAGAUGUGGCCUAAAUUAGGUCGACAGCAGAGCUGAUGAGUCUCUAUGCACGCACCUUUUGGCAACUUUGCUUGAGCACCACAUCACUGCAGAGGGGCACGUGGUGGUUACGAGUCCUUGCUCCACCCUGGGGUCACCUGGAGGUUUUUCCAUUUGCUUGCCUCUGGCUGUGCCUUCCCUGUCCUCCUUAAUUCCAGCUGAUACAUCAUCACAAAUGUGCCCUUUUUGCUGUCAGUCAACACCAAAAACACCCCAGUUGAGGGUGGCUGUGGAAAGGAGACUUCUGGCUGGGACCAUCCGAGAGGCUUGGUGCAGCAGUGACGUGACUCUGCUGCGGUGGCCCGGGAAGGUUCUGCCUCACACAUUCCACACCUGGCAUGGUGCAGGUGGCAGCUCCUGCCUGGGAAGUGCAGGGCUAAGCAGGGAAGUGAAGAUGUGUAACAGCUACUGUGACAAAGAACACUCUGAACUCUUUUUACAGUCUAAGUCAUUCCUCUGCCCCCUCUACAGUCUCUGGUUGCUGGAUCACAACCCUUUGCAUUUGGUGCUGAGAAUUCAGUUGAAUGCCAUUUACUGUCACAUGUUUGAGUAGACUGCAUGCUUUCCUUGUGUGCUGGGCUAUGAGUAGAUACAUUUCACCCCCCAUUUGGAAUAUACUUGAGCAUUGCAAAUAGGCAGUGAGCAUUAGAUGCUCCAUGAGUGGAUAAAGUGUUGUUGUUAAAUACUUCUUUCCAGGACGUUUGAUGAAAGGACUGUACCAAAUCUCUGCCACAUAAGGAUGUAAUGUAUAAUAUAAAGUGAUUACAGAUGUUAUGAUUCCUAUACAAGCCAUUAGCUCAUUUAGAGCAGCUGUUAAGGCAUGAAGGCAUUUUGAUGGUAAUUGGGUCUUAGGUCCCACAAAAGCUGCUAGUACUUUGGUAAAGAUAAAUAUUGACUAAGACUUGCAAACAGGCAAAGAUCAGUCUGGUAAAAAUGAGCUCAGAAGAAGCUCAAGAGUGAGUGAGUGGCUUUCACUCUUAGGGAUAUUUUGUUUAACCCUCAGACUAGUGGUGCAUUAUGUAAAUAACAAAGGGCACUAAAAGCACUAGAAAUGGAGAUGAAGCAAACCAAAACCCACUCUUUACUAAUUGAGCCUCUGAGCAAAGCAGUAGGUGUGUGUAUUGUUUCUGCUCUCACCUUCAAAGGGACUCCAAUGUUUUCCUUUGUGUCUCAGUGGAGGCAAGUACCUUAGUGUGUGAGUCAGGAUAGCUGUGGAGCAGGUAGGUAGUCCUGUUUGAGAAAACACCUUGGAGUAGGUAAAGGCUUAGUCAGUUUUUUCUUUUUUUGCCUGUGAAGACUUAUUGCUUGAUUAUAAGUUGCACUGUAGUGAUUGAUUCCCAUGGCUCUUCUAACCCUCCAUAUCUAAACUCUAUGAUUUUUGACAUUUUCUGUUCAAGACUAAAGGACCUUUCUGGAAGCUAUUUUUGUUCUACAGAGGUAGGAGCUUGCCUGUUUGAGUUGGUCAUUUACCUCAAAAGUGACAUGUAGGCUCUCAGGAACAGGAAUCCUCUUGGUCUACUGUGGUUAUCAGCAUCUUGCAGGAGGAAUGGAUUCCUUUCAGUCCCCUAAGGAAAUAUGCAGUGACAUUUUCUCAUAGUGCAAAUACUUUGUCCUCUCUAAAAUAAGUUCAUUCUGGUUUCUCUAUUACUUUCAGUAAUUUUUGCACAGGAACAGUGCUGCUGUCUUCCCCUGCCCUAAGCAUAGGAGAGGGAAGGGUUAGGGAGCUUUGAUUGCACAUUAGUGAGUAUAGUAAACUUUUGUGUGUGGGAGAGAGAUAGGGAAGAGUUACCCUGAGUGUAUGAAACUGCCAUAUUGAAGAUUUGUGACAUUGCUGAUGGAUGGAAAGACAAAGGAGCAACCUUCUGAGACCCACACCUUCUGGCUUUUCUGAUGAGACAAAAUGGGAUUUGGUGACUUUUUGAGUUUUUUAAAUAAUAUGCAGGACAGUCUUUAAUUAGUAUAUUUCUGUCAAGCAAAGUGAUAAUUAAGGGAGUGACUCUCCAUGUACAGUCUAGAAGAUGAUUUGGUAAAGUCCAGAGAGACUAAUGUGUAUGUUAGGGUAUGCUUAUUCUGUCUGUAGGUCUUUGACACCAUCACAUUCAGGUAGAUGGACCUAAAAAUCAUAGAUUUCAAAUAAGGAUUUCAUUUCAGUGUUGUUUGGAGAUGCUAUAGUGACCAUUUAGAAGCAAUUUAAAAGUAAUGGUUGUGACUAACAUUUGGCUGUAGAAGACACCAGACCCCAGGAAAUUCUGUGCUGCUGCAGCCCUUGCUGCUGCCCAGUGCCUGGCUGUGCUCCUGGGCCUGGGCUGGUCACACCUGCCUUCCAGGCUGAGGGUUUGCCUGGGCUCUCCUCUCUCUGCUCUGCUGCUCUUCUGUGAAACUUCAGAACCUUCACAUCCUCAAAAGUGCUCACUCAGGUGUGUGUGGGCUGCAGAGUCCUUCCCUGCACCAGUGGCGAACAGAGACGGGCAGUUGCAUGACACACAAGUCUUGCUUUUAGCAAACCAGGCUAAAAUAGAAUCAGGCCUGAUCCUCUCCUCUCACCUGGAACCACAACCAGGUGGAGAACCAGACCAGUGCUCGUUGUCUUGAACACAAAUAGCUGCAGCCAAACCACACCUGAAAUCUGGCUUUUCUCGCCAGCGACAGCAAAGCUCUGUGUGUGUCAUGUUCUGGUUGUGUGUGUGAUGAGAAGCCAUUUUAUUAUCUAUGAUUUUCUUAGAGUCUUGAUAUUUCAAACAGGAUUGGGUAUGAGAAAGGCCAUGAGCUUCCUUUCUAAAAAUACUCAAAGACUUCAAAUAUAUAUAUGUGAUUAGAAAUAUAUAAUAAUAAUAAUAAUAAAGAUCCAAAAUGUGUAUUUCUUCUUGCAGCUGGACUGAAAUGGCUGCUAAGAUUUCCUCUCCCCCGCUGAGAAUUGGUACAGUUUGUUUUUCUUACAUGAUUUCCAUGGUGUUGAUAAUGAUGUAUUUGUAUAUUGUGACUGAUGAGAGAUAAUCAGACAGGGAAAGAGAACAGAAUUACCUGUCCUUUUUUCCAGUCAAUACAGAAUGUAUGAAUUUAUUACAAGAAAAAAAAAGUGUGCAAAUGAACUUCCUGUAAUUAGGCCAUUCUGACCUGUGUAGAACCACACUUUGUUUGAAAUUUAUAAAAAUUAUAACUAGUACAAAA